This is a messenger RNA of Venturia canescens, 3265 nucleotides long. RefSeq lists its product as uncharacterized. The transcript has 6 exons. Lineage: Eukaryota; Metazoa; Arthropoda; Insecta; Hymenoptera; Ichneumonidae. Bases 1874 to 2938 code for a protein of 354 amino acids. The record is from RefSeq and is a predicted model, not a curated record.
UUCACUAUUGAAUGAAGAAAAAAAUGUUAUUGAUAGAUUUUACAAUACGCUUUGUAAUAUAGAAAAAAUACGUCAAUCCCGCGUAAGGGAAGUGAUGAAAAAAUAUUACGAAAUUUUUCAUCGGAUUGCGCACAUCUCGCCGUUCGAGAUUCAAAUUUUCUUAGAGAAUGAAAUUCAAGUUACGUUCCUUCUUACGAAUAUUACUAGAUUUUCCAUUUCCUGUUGUUGCCUUAUCGUUGCAGGACUACAAUGAAACAAUUUUGCAAAACUUCAAAGUCUACGAAGACUUACGUCUGCGUUUGCUUACGAGUUUUGAUUCUCGGUGCAAGGAGUUGCAAUACUGGUUGGAGGAUAUCAACGACAAGAGACGAGAUGAAAUUUGCCUCGAAAAUAUCAGACGUCUGAUGUGAGAGUUUGCAUCUGUGCUGCAUUUAUUUUUACUUUAUUUGUUUGUACAUUGAAUUUUAGUCGCAAGAAAGAGACUCUUUCGAAACCGGAAGAAAUGUUUCUCUAUAAUCCCGAUGGACAAACUGCUCGAUUCGAGCUGACCUCUAAAUUGGAACUCUUUGAAGAAACAAUCAAAAAAUGGCAAAACAAAGUCGUUAUUUUUGAGGAAUCCUCUGUGAACGAAUGCGCGAAGGAACUCUCCGAAUUCGUAACGGAAUUGAAAAACUCUUCGGGCAAACUCGUCGUUUCGUACAAAUUAGGAUUACAAAAAUUGUUGGAAAAAUACGAAAACGAUGUGGUGAAAGUCAAACAGGAUAAAAACUGCGUUCUUGACAAUGAUGUCAAACUUCUAGACGAGGCGGUUGAAGGCUUGAAGGAUUGUUACAAAAUCGUCGCGAAUAAUUUUCAGGUUUUACUGCUCCACCAAAAAUAACUGACCGGAAUUCAAAUAAUUGUUCAGCUCAUUUUUCAGGAAUUGUGCAAUCAUCGAAUGAGAUCUGUCGAAACUACAGUCGAUGAGUUCUCUCACUUUCUCUAUGAUUUUAAUGCCGUUUGGAAAAAGCAGGCUUCCCGUUUGCUCGAUUUACAAGAUAAUGUUGGUCGCCAGGUCAAUGAUUUGACAGCAAAAAGUCAAAAAAGUAUUGGCGAAUUGGAAAAAAAAUUGAAUAAUUACAAUCAGCAAAUCAGACAAGCAACUUUCGAAGAAAAAAUGAAACAGCAAAUUCCCCUCGUUUAUAAAACGUUGGAUCUCAUUUCCGAAAAGUAAUAUCAGUGAUUUGUAUUCAGCAGCAUAAUUUCAAAAAAUGAAACCUCAUGAUCAUCGGUUUUUUGUGCAGACACAAGUCCACGUAUGAAGAUGAAUGCAAAGCAGUGAAAAAAUAUAUCGAAACAGUUUUCAACGAAGUUCCCAAAAUUUUAAAAGAAUUUACAGACAUUUUAGAACUUCAUGGUUACCAAAAUAAUGAUAGUGCCGAAGAACAAGAUCGAAAUACUGGUUUUUCUGAGGAACAACCCAAUUUCAUGAGUCAACAAUUAAGACUUUGUGAAAGUAUUUCGACGACAAUUUUACACUGGAAAUGGAGUUUGAUGGAUGAAAUUGUAGAGUUUCGAGAAAAUUUUCCAAAAAUUAUUGAAGAUACUGCGCAGCCUUGGCAAGAGAUUAUUUUGUCCGAGCGCUCAGCUGUUCUUCAAUCCAAAUUGGAUGAAAAUAUCGAGCGUCGAGAACAAGUUUUGAGUCAUGUUUAUGGUGUCAGAGUUCAUGAAAUUGAGCAGCAUAAGCAGAGACUAGAAAAUCAUGAGACUGUGAGUUUCAGAGACAAAAACAUCUCUUCCAAUUUAAAAUGAUUCGACCUUGUAGGAAGUGAACCAGAUUCUUGAAUCCACUUCGAACCGCGUUGAAGAUUUUUUACGGGAUCAUAAACAGUUCAUGCAAACUUGUGACGAGGAUAUCGUCGCUGCGAGCGAACAACUCGCUGCAGUAAAAAGUAUGGCCGAAUUGAAUCGGUUACAAAAAGAGGUUCAGACGACACGAAAAAAUUACAGAGACGAAAUCUCGAAGAAAGUUCAAGCUCACAGGGAAGAACUACGUAACACUUUCGAAUUGUUGGUGAACAAAAAUGAAAAAUUUUUGCAAGAAAUCCAAUCAUUCAAAGACGGUGGAAACUUCAGUGUCGACGAAGUGAAAUCCUACAAAAAAACCUUGACGAGCCUCGGCAAAACAAUAUUAAAUUUGCAGAGCGCAAAUUUGGAGAGACUGAACAGGGUGAUCGGAGAGUUGGACGCAGCUUUGGAAACGCUCGUUAAGAGCGCUCUAGAAAACUUCAAUACGAAAUUGAAAGAACUCACUUUCGUUGAGAACCUUAAAAAAGAAAUGACAAAAUGUGCCGUAAUAAUAGAGCGACAAGUCGAUCGUCUCCUGGAAGACGAUACAAUUUUUAUCGACGCGGUCCUGAACAGUGUCGAAAAAUCUCCAACCUCAUUGUGCGAAACAUCAACAGUGCAAAUGACUGAAAUCCUGGAUUUAAUGGAAUCGCGAACGGAUCAUUUGCUGCUUCCUUUUCCCAUGCCAAAAAAUAUUGUGUCGCAGGAGCCCGUUAAGUGGAGUCGUAAACGAUCUGUUGCGAAUAAAAAAAGAAAAGAAAAAAUAUUGAGCAAAGCAACGAAUUAUGUGAGCCUGUUUAUCGGAUCCGAGGACAGUACAGCACGUGGAAGUGGUUUUUCUGUUACGACGAUGAAUACCAUGGUGAAAACGCUUGAAAAAAUUCAAGCAGAUGCGACGAAAUAUUUUUCUGGAUCUCCAAAACGUAACGAAACAGAAACAACUUAUCACGAUCAUAUGAAGAAGAUAUUGGAGAAAAUGAACGGUUUUCGAGUGCAAUUGGAAAAUCUUUGGCGUCAGGAAGUUCGAGGCAAUGAAUUAUUGAUCAUUAUUACGAUUGAUUCGUCUAGCAAAGUGUUUGAGAAAAAAUGUAAAUUUCAUCAGAUUUGGUAGCUGCUUCAGCAAUUCUCGAUCAUUCGAUACACGGAUGUAUCCGAAAAAAGCUCGAUGAUUUUUACGAUAAACAAAUGAAAGAGAUAAAAGUAACGAUUAAAAAAAAGAUCGGCACGCUCGACGAGGCGAUGAGAAUUUGGUUGACGCGUCGUGACGAUACUCUAGCCACCUUUACGGUCAGCCAUGGACAUCCCGCAACCAGAGAAUCGUUGAAUAAACUGAGAGAUGAAAUACUGGAAAAAGAACAACAAAUGCAGGAUACGAUUAUUGAAAAAUUCACUGAAUUCAAGGUGGGUAUGAUUAAGAACCAAAUUCUCUGAAAUUCUU